Molecule: messenger RNA, 5071 nt
Organism: Gossypium raimondii (Peruvian cotton)
Lineage: Eukaryota; Viridiplantae; Streptophyta; Magnoliopsida; Malvales; Malvaceae
Exons: 15
Coding region: 1-4407 (1468 amino acids)
Molecular function (GO): DNA binding; protein dimerization activity
Source: RefSeq, a predicted model, not a curated record
AUGGCUUCUUCUUUUUCCGACACCGCCUUGAGAUUGUUACUAUCCUGCGCUGAAGCUAUUGAAGAUGGGGAUCUGAAAAGCGCCGAUGCGUUCCUUCACAACAUCUUGAUUCUUGCUGAUGAGAGACCCUUCUGGUUUGGAAAUAAAAAGAGAGUGGUAGAAUACUUUGCGGACGCUCUGGUUCGCCGAGCCUACGGACUGCAUCCCGCGUCUUCCUACUUCACUUUCCCGGUGGAUCCUGCACCGUAUUAUCAUUAUAACAGCUACCAUAUUAAUGGCAUCAUAAAAAAAGUUAUCGAUGAUGCUUUGAUGGAAAAAGGGCGAUUGCACCUCAUUGAUUUCUCCAUCCCGUAUUACAGGUUUCAGAAUUCAGUUCUUCGUACACUACCGAACUUCUUCGGCUAUCCUCUACCCGUCCGUGUAAGUUACAUACUUCCACCAUUUCUGAAAGAAUAUGUAGAGUUCUCACGCCAAAUGGAGUUUUUGACUAAGGAUGCCGAGGAAGUUGAUGUAAAGUUGGAGGAUGAGUUGAAAGUGGUUUAUGGCAAUAGUUUGGCAGAAGUGGAUGAAUGUGAAAUAGAUUUCAAAAGAAGAAGAGAUGAUGAAAUGGUGGUGGUUUACUAUAAAUUUAAACUUGAUAAGUUGGGAAGAGAUGCAAAAGCAAUGGAGAGAGAGUUAGUAAGAUUGAAGGAGAUAAAUCCGACGAUUGUAAUCAUGCUAGACUUUUAUUCUAAUCAUACCCACUCCAAUUUCUUGACAUGUUUCAAGGAUUCACUUCAGUAUUCCUUGAAGACUCUUGAUUACUGGGAGGCGUUGGGCCAUAAUCUUGGUUGGAAGUAUGGGUGGGAGUGCAACAUAGAGGCAGGGGAAGGUAAUAAUAUAAUUAGGCGGCACCCAAGUUUGACAGAAUGGCAACAUCUCUUUUCAAUGGCUGGCUUUAGUCGAAUUCCAUUAAACCACAGGAAAGAUAAUCUUAGCUUUGAGGAUAAUCCUAGCUUUGCGGAUAAUAGUUUGUUAGAAAUAAUGGGGGAGGAAGAAGAGUGUUUGAUUUUAGGUUACAAGCAACGUCCAAUGUUUUUCUUAUCGGCAUGGAAACCCAAAGUUGAAGAUGGACACUUCGAUUCCAAUUCCACCAACCAUAAGUUUGGACAAGGUUUCAAUCCAAAUCCUCUGCCUCGUCAACCUCUUCAACCUUUUCCAGAGGGUUUGAAAUUGAAUCGAUUAGCUGCACUUGCCGAGAUACAUGACAUAUCAAAAUAUUUAUCUUGUAAAUACAAGCUUUCAUUGACUUUAACAUUGGCUUCUAAGGUCAACAAUAUGAAUGAAACUAUUUUGGAUCCAAACAAGAAACAAGUUUUUUUUAUCCAAGAUAAUUAUUGUUAUACGAAAGAUAUGACAUCUUAUUAUUUUAUGCUUGAUUCUAAAGACAAGAUUAGUGGCCGCCCCCUCAUUAUUGAGAAAGCAUUUGAAUCAAGGGACGGCUACCAUUUUGAACCAUCUCUUUCUAAGGUAGAAGACUACAGAGAUUCCACGUUACAGGGUUAUAACAUAGAUGUUGCUGUUGCCAUCUGUCUACAAAAUCGUCACACAAGUGAUGAAGUUUAUAUCGUAGCACUUUAUUGGCCUCCAACUGAGAGUGAAAUAUCAAAAUCUUUAACUCUUCAUAUCUUCGAUGACUUGAAACAUAUGAAGACAACGUUUGUAACAGUAAAAGUUCAAGGCCCCGAAUUUAAGUUCCAAGAAGAAUGCAUUUCAAGCACUCCUACAUCUUCAAAUACAGCAAUGCCUUUGGAAAUAGCUGAAAAUGCGCAUAUUGAGCAGGUUGUUGCAGAUCCUUUUAACACACUAGAAGGGCCUUAUAACAAGAUUAUUUUCAAUGAUGACUCUCAGAUUGUGGAAACAAAACGAAACAAACAGAGAAAGUCGUGGUCAAAGGUUUGGGUGGACUUUGAUAAGUUUGAAGAACAUGGAAAACAAGUAGCCAAAUGUAAACACUGCCUCAAGGUGUUUACAGGGUCAAGUAAGAGUGGAACCACACACUUGAAUAACCACUCGAAAGUAUGUCCUGGUAAGAAAAAACAAAAUCAAGAAAGCCAGUUGAUACUUCCAGUUGAUACUAAUGAUAGAAGCUCAACGUUUGAUCAAGAAAGGAGUCACUUGGAUCUUGUGAAAAUGGUUAUUAGGCAUCAGUAUCCAUUAGAUCUGGCUGGUCAAGAAGCCUUCAAGAAUUUUGUGAAAGGUUUGCAGCCAAUGUAUGAAUUUCAAUCAAGAGAUAAAUUGUUAUCUGACAUACAUCACAUCUAUAAUGAAGAGAGAGAGAAACUUCAGUUGUAUUUUGAUAAGCUUGCUUGCAAAUUAAAUUUGACAGUAAGUUUGUGGAAGAACAAUCAUGGAAAGACUGCAUAUUGUUGUUUGAUAGCACAUUUUAUUGAUGAUGGUUGGGAACUAAAGAUAAAGAUUCUUGGCUUGAGGAAAUUAGAGCAUGUACAUGACACAAAGGUCGUAGGUGGAAUUAUUGGGAGCUUUGUUUCGGAGUGGAAUAUAAGUAAGAAAGUAUGUUCCAUAACUGUGGAUAACUCUUUUCUGAAUGAUGGUAUGGUUCAUCAGAUAAGAGAAAAUUGUGUUAGCGAGCAGGGCUCCCUUUCUACAGCCCAUUGGUUCAUCAGUUUCACACUUCUUGAGGAUGGGUUUCGUGAGAUGGAUACCAUACUUUCAAAGUUAUGGAAAUCCAUUGAAUAUGUCACUGAAACAACGCAUGGAAAACUGAACUUUCAAGAAGCUGUAAAUCAAGUGAAGCUACAAGGUGGGAAAUCAUGGGACGAACUUUCUUUCAAGCUGGAAUCAGACUCUGACAUACUUGAUAGUGCCUUGAGAUCAAGAGAAAUAUUUUGUAAGCUGGAUCAAAUUGAUGACAAUUUUAUGCUAAACCUAUCAAAGGAGGAAUGGGAGAAGGCAGUAACUCUACAAAAUUGUUUCAAAUGUUUUGAUGAUAUCAAAGGAACUCAAUCCCUUACUGCAAAUUUGUACUUCCCGAAGCUCUGCAACAUGUAUGAGGAAUUUGGUCAACUAAAAAAGAGCAAUCAUCCGUUUGUUAUAUUGAUGAAGAGGAAAUUUGACAACUAUUGGAGCUUAUGUAAUGUGGCUUUCACUAUUGCGGCUGCUCUUGAUCCAAGGUUGAAGUUUAGAUCCUCAUGUAAUGAGACCUAUGAUCUUGAAAGUAUGAUGAAGCUGAUAAGAUUUCGUAAAGUUCUCAUGGAUGUUUACUCUGAGUAUGCUAAUGAAGCCAAAAAUCUGAGUGCAUCAUCUUCAGUCUUGGAUGAUUACAAUUCUUUAGCAGCACAGACCACAAAAGAUUGUAUUGUGAGCUACUUCAGUAAAUUUGCAUCUGCAAGCAAUGUUAAAGAGGUAGCUUCACAGAAGUCAGAGCUUGACUGUUACUUAGAAGAGACAUUGCUUCCCUCGGAUGCAGACAUACUUGGUUGGUGGCGUGUUAAUUCUGAAAGGUUCCCUACACUUGCAAAGAUGGCUCGUGAUUUCCUCGCAAUCCCAGUAUCAGUUUCCUCACCAUGUUCGAAUAUUAGUGCCAUGACCAUAAAUCCAGUCUACAGUAGCUUAGACCCUGAGAGCAUGGAAGCUCUGGUAUGCAGUCAAAAUUGGUUGGAAUCUACAAAAGAAAAUGAGGGAGAUCAUCAUGAGCCCAUGCAAAAUAUGGAUAAAAGGAAAAGAAAGAUGGAAGAGAAUGACACUUCUACUGUAAAAGUUUUCAAAAACCGGCCUCAUGAAAAAGCUAGUAGUAAUGGAGACAUUGCUAGUGAUUUCAACAAAAAUGAUGGUAGUCUAUCUUUUGACAAUUGGAUGGAGCCACAAUGUUCUCCUUCAGAGUCUGUUGGUGAAAAAGCAGAGAUCAUGGAAGCUUCGGUUUGCAAUCGAGAUAGGUUGGAAUCGUCAAUAGGAACAAAAUUUCUUGAUACAGAAACUAAUCAUGGAAGAAACAUUGCUGCCGCAAUUGAAAUUCCAAAUGAUGAACCAUCAUUCAACAGUAAUCAAUCGGAUCAAUUUCAAAGCUCAUCUUCCGAGUCUGAUGAUGAGACAACAUUGAGGGAGCAAGGGUCAUGGUGUAGAGAGGACGUUCGGACAUAUUUAGUCUCAAGCUUUACAAACAAGGAGAAAAAACGAUUAAAUAGAUGGAAAAGGUGUGAGUUGAGCGGAAAGAAAAUUGGACAAGACAAGGAAUUUCAAUUAAUGGGCGAGAACCUAACACCUUUACUCAUGGUGCCUCAUUGUGAUGAAACACUAAGAGAGUACUAUAUCGAUGAUUCGGUUGUUAAUACUUAUUUUAAAUUGCUUAAGAAGAGAUCCGACAAAUUUCAAAUGUAUACAUCAAACAUUAUUCGUUUGAUUCUCUAAUAGCUACUUGCUUAAUAGAAGGAUCCAAAUCAGAAGAUGAAGUAUUAGCCUGGUUUAAAGAUGAAAAGUUAAGAGGGGUCCAUAAAUUGUUUCUACCAAUGUGUUUAUCAGCACAUUGGGUUCUUUUCUGUGUAGAUACCAAAGAGAAGAAGAUUUCUUGGUUAGAUCCGAUACCAUCUUCUCGGAUGAUGUCUAUUAAUAGUGUCGAAAAACAAAAAAUAUUCCAGUGGUUCAUACUCUAUCUACUGCCACAAUUUGGUUAUAAUGAUGCAGAGAAAUGGCCAUUUGAAGUGCGUACUGAUAUUCCAAAGCAAGAAAACUCGAUUGAUUGCGGAGUAUUCGUGAUGAAAUAUGGUGAUUGCCUAAUGCAUGGUGAUUUCUUCCCUUUUACACAAAAAGAUAUGAUUCAUUUCCGACGUCAUAUCUUUCUUGAUAUAUACCGUGGAAGGUUACAUGGUAAAAGAUAGACAAAUUUGUCACUUGUUUUGGAGCUGAAAUUCAAUGGAUGUGUUUUUUUUCUGUAAUGUUUUUUUAUUGUUAGUUUUGUUAAAUCUGACCCUUUUAUGCACGUAUAGUGUUUUCGUCCUUAGAUUUAUACUUAAUUUCCAUCGCAAUUGAAAUAAUGUUGAGUUUUUGCACUUUAAUUUAGCUCAUGCUUAAACAA